Pedinophyceae sp. YPF-701 is the source of this 390-nucleotide messenger RNA. The record is from the annotation of a GenBank genome assembly. Lineage: Eukaryota; Viridiplantae; Chlorophyta; Pedinophyceae.
AUGAAAACCAAGGCUCGUAGUUGCAAGUUGUACUGGGGCUUGACGUUCAUUGCUUACCUCGAGGUUGUGCUCUGGACCACUUGCCUCCUGUCCAGCUGCGUCAACCAGGGGGCCCCUGGAUCUGCGGAGGACUUCGGAUACCUGCAGCGUGAAACGGUUAACCUCAAGGCAGGCUACACCGGUCUCCUCAAGGUCUCGCUCCCGGUCGACGUCAACUUCCGCGGCUUCGACCUCCACACUCAGCUCGAGCACCGCGCGUGGAAGCGCAUCGCUGAAGCCCAUCAGGGAACAGCAGCGGACGAAGAGUACAGACAGGGUCUUGAGCUAGCGCUCCUCCCGGUCUCGAAGGGAACCCCCGCACCGUACGCGGGGAUCAACGCCAUCGACUGA